UUCUGCCUCCUCUAUCGCUCCUUGCCAUACAUCUACCACCUGAGCAACACUGGGAUAACACAUGUAUUUGUACGUUUUCCCCCCCGGUUGUUGCACGCUGAACGUGGGUGUAAGAAGGAAAAGUUUUUGACAGCUUCUUUCUUGGAGUAACAGACUACCACACCUUCCUGGAGGUUUAGCCCCGCCAGACCACAGUGAACUCAAUUGACCGGUACCUGUCACCUGUUUGAAGUGUCUGGUCGUGCUGCUUUAAUAACGUGGUGUGACCGGAGCGCUUUUCCCCCGGUUUCACCUCACCGAGCCCGGGCAUCAUGAGAACCUGGAGGCGGUGGAAGAACUUUGCCAUUGUGCUCUUCGCUCUCCAGGUCUGGUGCCUGUCCACGGCGACGGAAUAUACGGACAGCAAGGUUGACAACACACAGGAGGAAAGUAUUCCAGACCAGGCUAAACAGCGAGGCGAAGCAGCCAGACCAGAGCGCUAUGAGACCACGGUACCUCUGCUGCUGAAGGGCGAGGAGCGCAGACCUUUCUUCCAGCACAACGCCGGGAGCUAUCCUGCGUCACUCCAGCUGCUGGUUCAUGCUGAAGGUGAACGGCUGAUCCUGUUGCUGCAGAGAAAUGAGGGUCUAUUUGCAAGCCAUUACACUGAGACACAUUACCGGGAGGAUGGAAGUGCAGUCACCGGUGCUCACAACUUCACGAAUAACUGCUACUACCAUGGGGAAGUGCAGACGCAUCCAAACUCUGAUGUCACCCUCAGUACCUGCUCAGGCCUUCGAGGCUUCAUCGCACUUGAAAACAAGACAUUUAUCAUUGAGCCAAAGCCUGGACAUGACAACAGUGCUCACUUCAUCUACCGAGUGGAAGAACUCACCCUGACCCAAGGAGCCUGCGGUCAUGGUUUCAACAUGUCCUCUAUUGCCUCUGAAAACCACAUCAAAAGCCCCUUUCAAUCCUUCCACUCGAGGCAUAAAAGGCACACUCAGAAGACAACAAAGUACGUUGAGCUGAUCAUUGUUGCAGACAACAGAGAGUUUCAGAAACAGGGGAGGGACGUGGAGAAAGUGAAACAGAGACUGGCAGAGAUAGCCAAUUACGUGGACAAGUUCUACAGAGCCCUGAACAUCCGGGUGGCCCUGGUGGGUCUGGAGGUGUGGAGUGACUCUGAUAAAUGUCCCGUGACCCAGGAUCCCUUCAACACCUUGCACGAGUUCCUGGAUUGGAGGAAAGUCAAACUGCUGCCCCAGAAACCUCACGACAACGCUCAGCUCAUAAGCGGGGUUUACUUCCAGGGCACCACCAUUGGCAUGGCGCCCAUCAUGAGCAUGUGCACAGCUGAGCAGUCUGGAGGUAUUGUCAUGGAUCACUCUGAGAACCCGCUGGGUGCAGCCGUGACUUUGGCACACGAGCUUGGACACAAUUUUGGGAUGAACCACGACACGCCGGAGCGCGGCUGUGGCUGCAGGAUGACCGUUGACCGCGGAGGCUGCAUCAUGACCCCCUCCACAGGGUAUCCUUUUCCUACGGUGUUCAGUACUUGCAGUAAGAAGGACCUUGCUGCCAGUCUGGAGAAAGGCGUGGGCAUGUGUCUGGACAACAUGCCCGAGGUCAAGGUGCUCUACGGUGGACAAAAGUGCGGCAACGGCUACGUGGAGGAGGGAGAAGAGUGCGACUGUGGGGAGCCAGAGGAAUGUAUGAACCCAUGCUGCAACGCCACCACGUGCACCCUCAAGGGAGAUGCCGUGUGCGCCCACGGACAGUGCUGUGAAGACUGUAGGCUGAAACCGGCUGGCACUCUGUGUCGAGAGUCCAGCAACUCCUGUGACCUGCCAGAGUUUUGCACCGGUGCCAACCCUCACUGUCCAGCCAACGUCUAUCUGCAUGACGGGCACGCCUGCUACAGCGUGGAAGGCUACUGCUACAACGGCAUCUGCCAGACGCAUGAGCAGCAAUGCAUCACCCUGUGGGGCCCAGGAGCAAAACCUGCCCCUGGGAUCUGCUUCCAGCGAGUCAACUCUGCAGGCGAUCCUUACGGGAAUUGUGGGAAGGAUUCCAAAGGCUCCUUUGCCAAAUGUGAUGCGAGGGAUGCAAAGUGUGGUAAAAUUCAGUGCCAGGGGGGAGCCAACCGGCCAGUGAUCGGAACAAAUGCUGUUUCUAUUGAAACAAAUAUCCCGCUCCAAGACGGAGGACGAAUCCUGUGUCGGGGAACGCAUGUGUAUCUGGGCGAUGACAUGCCGGACCCUGGGCUGGUGCUGGCUGGUACCAAGUGUGGAGAUGGCACGGUGUGCCUGAACCGCCAGUGUCAGAAUGUCAGUGUCUUCGGAGUGCACGAGUGCUCCGGGAAGUGCAAUGGACGUGGGGUGUGCAACAACAAGAUGAACUGCCACUGUGAAGCACACUGGGCGCCUCCACUCUGCAACAGCGCCGGCUUCGGUGGGAGCAUCGACAGCGGCCCGAUGAGACUGGCAGCCGACAGUGCGGUCAUUACUGUGGCGAUCCUGGUAACGCUGAUCAGCUUGCUGGUCACCACCCUCAUCAUCUUUCUGAAGAGGAAGACUCUGCUGCGGCUCGUCUUCAACAAUAAGAAGAGCACCUUGGAGAAACUCAGAUCUUUGGAGGCCAGCAAGCCAACCAGCCCCCUCAGGACUCAGUCCAUGUACAGACCCACCCCAAAGCGCAAGCCUCCACCCAAACCCUCUGCGGCCAACAUUUAUAAGCCAUCUCUCCUGAGUGCCGAGCCUCUUCUCCCCCCACACAAUUUCCACUCCCACAGCCUGCGCAGACUGCCCCUCUACCAGCCGCUGCACAUCAGCCAGCCCAUGCCGGUGUCUCUGAGCGUGGGACAUCCCAUCCUGCCUCCUCUGCCGGCUCACCACAGGGUCCUGCCGGCUCACACGCCCCUCUCCCCGCCCCGAGUGACACCUUUCCUCAGCCUGCCGCGCCAGCAGCCGUCCUGCAGAGCAGAUCAGGACUAUAUGAAGCCGAGUCCUCCCCAGAAGCCCCUGCCUGCAGACCCUCUAGGGAGGAGCUCUCGGAUGGGUCACAGCGCCACCUCGGGGGUCCACUUCCCAGCAAAUCGACCGCUCCCCAUCCCCAUCCCCACCGUGCCCAGGCCUCCGCCCAACAUCCCUCUACCCAGCAGACCUGUGCCGAUGUUGCCCUACAGACCUCCGAAGACAUAAGGACUGUUGCGCUCUUUUGGACUCGUACAUCUGCCGCCCACAGACGGAGACUUUCUAGAUUUGCACUAAACAACUGAGACUCUGUAAGACCUUUUGGACAGUGGGAAGCAUCACAGAGUUUCCAGUGAAAGGGGGCUAACGUCACACCUCGGUGCUACGCCUUUUAAAAGGUGCUGUGUUGUCCUCGCUCAGGUACCAAUGAACUAUUUAUCUAUUUAAAUAUUUAACUGCGAUAUCACCAGUUUGUGCACAAGACUCUCUUGAACGUUUUUCCCCACGGAAAAGUGAAAAAAAGAGGGUGUAAUUUAGAAUAUUUCUUUUGCAUUCUUUGGUGAUUUUAUAUACUUUUUUCUCAAACUAAAUGCUGAAAUAUAUGAUGUUUUUAUAACCAGUUAAGUUGCUUGAGUAAUCGAAGCGCUAAAAAGUCAGUUUUUGAACUUAAACGACGAUAAAGGGAAAUGGAGCACAACUCGGCACAUUGUCAGUGUAGCUUGUGAGCCAUAGAGCCGUGAUUAUUCAGUUAUUUCAUAUUUUCUAUGAUGUGUUAAAUACCAAAUACAUCUUUUCCAUCUCUGUCACCACGGUGCUGCAAAGUAGAUAUUAGAAUCUUGUUUUUUGUUUUUAUUACAGAGACUUACACUAUGUUUGUAUUGCGGGUUUCAUCAUCGUACAGCCUCACAGUCAGGCUCUUUUAUUACCUUAUAAGUUCACUUCUUUGUACUCAACAGAGAAAGUACUUUUCACACAUAUUUCAGCCUGGCUCCGACACUCUGCUCGGGCAUGUGUUGGACACUUUUUUCCUGAUACUGGCAGACGCUGUGGAGUCUCAACAGAUUUGACAGACUGAUUGUGUUCCAGAGAAUUACACCAACACCAAAUAAUGCAGCAUUAGCUCUGGUGUUUGUAUGUUUAACAUUUACGCUCACUUUGUCCUCGGGUGUGCGAGCCAAGCCGGAUGACUUCAGCGCUGUGAGCUUUCCAAGUUCCCCUCGACCGUGUCCAACGAGAUGUUUCACCGUAUCUGUGUCAUCUUUUUUUUUACCUUCAUAACAUUCCUCUUGGAUUUUGUAUGGUUUUGAUUUCCUUGGACUCUGAGAUUAUUUCGUUCAUCAUCUGGGCGUUGCACUUUUGAGUCUGCCAAUUUCCGUGAUGUUAUUUGUGCUUGACUUGCUGUUAAACAUAGAGGGAUUCAACUGGUAAAAACUUGACAGCACACUUCUUUCUCCUCUGUCAGUGUGUCCACAUGCACUGUUUGUCUUCUCACCACUGCAGAAUGAUCGAAGUCAGGAAAGCCCUGCAGCAGUGUGCGAGUAGUGUGUUUUUGUUUUGUUCAGAUGUGUUCGACAGUCAGAGUAACUGCUCUCCGCUGGAAAAUAUUUGUCAGUGCUGUGUCGAUUAGUCAUUAAAUGUUACCAUUUGUAAAUCCUAAAUGUACCCUGUUUAUUUGCAUAACUGUACCAUGUUUAAAAGUCAUUGUAAAGUGUAAAUAUUGUAUGUCAGUUAUUAUUUCCCUCAUUAUUUGGUCUGUUUUGCUCUCUUAUUGGAUCAGACCAUCAUUGUUUGUUUUACAACCACAGUGUUAUACAGUAAGAACUGCUUUGAGGUUGUGCCCCAUUUACACUGGGAAGAUUUCAACCUUUAACUUGCAGGCCAGAGACAAGUGUUUCAUUUUAACCGAGAGAUUUUAUUACUGAAAUCAGAAACCAAAUAAAGUUCCUUUAUGACUGUU
Messenger RNA from Eleginops maclovinus (Patagonian blennie), 4911 nucleotides. It is a transcript of the gene adam12b, whose product is annotated as ADAM metallopeptidase domain 12b. Gene Ontology annotation, molecular function: metalloendopeptidase activity. Bases 312 to 3182 code for a protein of 956 amino acids. The transcript has 23 exons. The record is from RefSeq and is a predicted model, not a curated record. NCBI's taxonomy places the organism in Eukaryota, Metazoa, Chordata, Actinopteri, Perciformes, Eleginopidae. Gene Ontology annotation, biological process: proteolysis.